Diospyros lotus (date-plum) is the source of this 1188-nucleotide messenger RNA. RefSeq lists its product as uncharacterized. Lineage: Eukaryota; Viridiplantae; Streptophyta; Magnoliopsida; Ericales; Ebenaceae. The record is from RefSeq and is a predicted model, not a curated record. The transcript is spliced from 3 exons. The coding region runs from base 1 to 1188 and encodes 395 amino acids.
AUGUAUAUCAGGCGUAAGGAUGAUGGUUAUGUUUUUACGGAAUUUAUCAAGGGUGUUGAGAAGUUUGUUAAUUUAGCUAAGAGUCAACCAGAGUGGAUGGAUGGGAAUAAGAUUAAAUGUCCUUGUAAUCAACCAAAGUGUAGGAACACGGCUUUUCGUGACCAGGAUACCGUGACAAGUCACUUGCUCACCAAAGGUUUCGUACCGGGGUAUUAUGAGUGGACACUUCAUGGGGAAGUUAUUGCUACGGUAGAUUCGGUCGAUAUGUCUUACUUAGCAUCAACGCUUGAAGCAGAUCAAAGUAACUUAUUUGAGACUAUGGUAAUGGAUGCUACCGGGCCUGAUUUCAAUCCGAAUAUGGAGGAGGAACCUCCAAAUCCGGAAGCUCAACCAUUCUAUGACAUGCUUAGUGCUGCAAAAAAAGAGUUAUAUCCUGGUUGUCGAAAGCAUACGCAGUUGUCGCUUGUUUCUAGAUUGCUUAGCUUUAAGUCAGAGCACCAUCUAUUUGAGAGGGGAUUUAAUCAACUUUGUGAAUUACUUAAGGAGGUUCUUCCUGAACCUAAUACGAUGAUUGAUAAUUUUUACAGUACUAAAAAACUGGUUCGAGGGUUGGGCCUUGCUAUUGAGAAAAUUGAUUGUUGUAGAAAUAACUGUAUGAUUUUUUGGGGUGAUGAUAGUGAUUUAACAGUCUAUGCAAUAUUUGCUUUAACUCCUCGGCUUUUGAGAUUGUAUGCAUCCAAUUCAACAGCAGCAGAAAUGAGGUGGCACGCAGAUCAUGUGGUCGAAGAUGGAGUCAUGAGUCAUCUGUCGGAUUCCCCUGCGUGGAUUCAUUUUAACGAGACUCAUAGGGAAUUUGCUGCCGAGAAAAGGAAUGUCAGACUUGGUCUUUGUACUGAUGGGUUUCAGCCGUUUGGUCAAUCUGGGAAGCAAUAUUCUUUGCUAGGACCAGAGAAUCCUAAGGCAAAACUUGAUGUUUUCUUACAACCCCUUAUUGCAGAGUUGAAACAUUUGUGGGAUGUUGGUGUGCAUGCAUAUGAUAUCUCAUUGAAACAAAAUUUCCAAUUGAGAGCGGCUUUGAUGUGGACCAUUAGUGAUUUUCCUGCAUAUUCAAUGCUCUCGGGGUAUAGCAUGACAGGAAAGCUGGCAUGUCCUUAUUGCACGAUUCACUCGGACGCAUUUUACCUAUGA